Salvelinus fontinalis (brook trout) is the source of this 5407-nucleotide messenger RNA. RefSeq names its product phosphatidylinositol 3-kinase regulatory subunit alpha-like. The record is from RefSeq and is a predicted model, not a curated record. The transcript is spliced from 16 exons. Lineage: Eukaryota; Metazoa; Chordata; Actinopteri; Salmoniformes; Salmonidae. Gene Ontology annotation, cellular component: phosphatidylinositol 3-kinase complex. Gene Ontology annotation, biological process: insulin receptor signaling pathway; phosphatidylinositol phosphate biosynthetic process. The coding region runs from base 459 to 2624 and encodes 721 amino acids. Gene Ontology annotation, molecular function: protein binding; 1-phosphatidylinositol-3-kinase regulator activity.
UAACUAGUGACGACCGGCUAACUAGCUGCACUGCGGUGUGCUACUAGCUGUUACUGCACCCGGAUGCAUUUUCGAUAUCAUAGCUAGCUAUGUCGCAUAGUUUGGAGACCGCGUCUAUCCUGCACUUCCCAAUGAAAUCUGAUCUUUGUUUUUUCUGAAGAUUUUUUCUGAGGAAAAUAACAAUAAGGACAGAUGCUUUCAUGGGACUACAGAUGCCGAUGCCUUUGAUGGGAUUGUAUUGCAUGAAGCAUAAUGAGGGUGUAUUGAAAAACAGGACAGAACCUUAAUGUUAACAUUUGGAGGUGCUGAAUCUGCAUACUUUUGGGGGGAAGAAGAUCUGCAUAAAAUGAAGAUGGAGGAAACAUGCGUUGUUAGAAAGAAUAUAGUCCAUUUUUAACCUCAGGCCAAAUCUUAUUGGUCUUAAAUUGUGUAUUGGGAAACAGAUAUCAUAUAUCAAGAUGACUUCAGAAGGAUACCAGUACAGAGCACUGUAUGACUAUAAAAAGGAGAGGGAGGAGGACAUUGAUUUGCAUGUAGGUGAUAUACUUGUGGUGAGCAAGGGUGCUCUGCUGGCCCUAGGCUGCCCUAAUUGGGCUGAAGAAAAACCAGAUGAGAUUGGGUGGCUGCCAGGAUUCAAUGAGACAACUCAUGAAAAAGGUGACUUCCCCGGGACUUACGUUGAGUUUGUGGGAAGAAAAACAAUUUCACCACCAACACCAAAACCAAGGCCACCUAGGCCUCUUCCUUCCACAUCAGAUCUAGCCAGGACAGAUUCAGAAUCAGAGGGCUUCAUGUUGCCAGAUCUGCCAGAACAGUUUGCUCCUCCAGAGACGGCAUCACCCAUCCUGGUCAAGCUUCUGGAGGCAAUAGAAGGCAAAGGUUUGGAAUGUCCAACCCUUUAUAGAACUUUCACAGCAGCUUGUGGGCUGGAUAUGAGACAGUUCACUGACUGUGAUUUGGAGCCUUUGGACCUACAGUCGCUAUGUGAUGGCCUUUGGAGAUACCUGCAGGAUUUGCCUAAUCCAGUUGUUCCCACCUCUCUCCAAAGUGAGAUGAUUCAUGCAGCAAAGGAGGUAAAGGAUCCAAAGGACUGUGCCCAGUUGUUGCGCAGAAUAGCCAGCUCACCUACCCAUCCGCCCCAAUACUGCCUCACGUUCUACUGCCUCAUCAAACAUUUCUGCCGAAUUUCUCAGAACACCAGCAAAAACCAACUCUGUGUCAGAGACUUGGCGGAAAUCUUUAGCCCUGUGCUUUUCAGGCUUCAACCAGCAAGCUGUGAGGCCAGCCUGGAUUCCCUUAUCAAGAUUAUAGAGAUCUUGGUCAACAGUGAAUUGAGUGAAACCCAGGCUGCUCCAGCUUUGCCCCCGAAACCACCAAAGGCCACUACUCCAGUUCCAAACAACGGGUUCAACAACAACAUGGCCUUGCAAGACGGGGAGUGGUACUGGGGAGACAUCUCAAGGGAGGAGGUGAAUGAGAAGCUGAGAGACACAGCUGAUGGUACGUUUCUGGUCCGAGAUGCAUCCACCAAAAUGCAUGGAGACUACACACUGACUCUGAGGAAAGGAGGAAAUAACAAACUGAUCAAAAUAUUCCAUCGGGAUGGGAAAUACGGCUUCUCAGACCCACUGACAUUCAACUCGGUGGUUGAGCUCAUCAAUCACUACAGACACGAGUCCUUAGCCCAGUACAACCCAAAGCUGGACGUGAGACUGCUGUACCCAGUGUCAAGGCUCCAGCAGGACCAGGUUGUUAAAGAGGACAACAUUGAAGCUGUCGGUAAAAGGCUGCAGGAGUACCACCUGCAGUUCCAGGAGAAGAACCGAGAGUACGAUCGUCUGUACGAGGAGUAUACAAGAACAUCACAGGAAAUUCAAAUGAAGAGAACGGCCAUUGAGGCAUUCAAUGAAACCAUUAAGAUCUUUGAGGAGCAGUGCCAAACCCAAGAGCGCUAUAGCAAGGAGUACAUUGAAAAGUUCAGGAGAGAGGGUAACGAUAAAGAAAUCCAGAGAAUCAUGGGAAACUACGACAAACUGAAAUCGAGAAUAAGUGAGAUUGUGGACAGCAAACGGCAUCUGGAGGACGAUCUGAAAAAGCAAGCGGCGGAUUACAGGGAGAUCGAUAAGAAGAUGAACAGCAUCAAACCUGAUCUGAUUCAGCUCCGCAAGACCAGAGACCAAUACCUAAUGUGGCUGACACAAAAGGGAGUGAGGCAGAAGAAGCUGAAUGAAUGGUUGGGUAUCAAGAACGAAAACCCAGAGGAUGAGUACUCAAUGGUUGAAGACGACGAGGACCUCCCACAUCAUGAUGAACGUUCGUGGAGGCUAGGCAACAUCAACCGGCUGAAGGCAGAAGCUCUGCUCCGGGGGAAGAAGGACGGAACAUUCCUGGUCCGGGACAGUAGCAAAGCUGGCUGCUACGCCUGCAGUGUUGUUGUGGAGGGUGAGGUGAAGCAUUGCGUUAUCAACAAGAGUCAUACGGGCUAUGGAUUUGCAGAGCCGUAUAACCUGUAUGGCUCCCUAAAAGAACUAGUCCUGCACUACCACCACACGUCACUCGUACAGCACAAUGAUUCUUUAAAUGUCACGCUUGCCUACCCAGUUUACACACAGAAGAGGCGGUGAUGAACUCAUGGUGAGGACUUGGACUUCAUGAUGGACAAUCAAGAUGACUUCUUUGGAAAUGCAAAUGCCUAGGAUGGUAUCAAUUAAAUUAGGGAACCAUUGGUACAGGUAUUUGACAUUUUGGAAAUUUCAAAAAUCAGGAGAUGGUCCUCGUUUAAACUUUUUUUUUAUAUAUAUAUAGCUUUUUCCUUUGGAUAGCCAUGAUUACGUAUGUGUGAGUGAACAUGGUAUGUGCAGUCAAGCCUACUAAUUGAAAAAAGGAGGAGAGACUUGAAGCAGCAGGUUUUUCAGACACAGAUUAAGCCUGGUCCUGGGCUAAAAUGCAUGGUCAAUGGAAAGUCUCCAUUGAAAUGGCUUUUUAGUCCCGGACUAGGCUUAAUCUGUGUCUGGGAAACAGCAUUUUCAGUGUUUGCAUUAAACUGAAAUGUUUGGCUUUCAAUACCAAAAUCUUCAUUCAACAUCCUGACACUGUCAAGUGUAAGUUUUUGUUGUGCUAUGCAAUGCUGUCUGCGUCCUCAGAAUUAAUAUGUACCCUAAAUAUAUUUGUAUUUUUUUUGUCAUGAUUAUUGGCCAUCAAUGUAGGCUACCAAUUAGCUAGACAUGGUGUGGGACAUUUUUCAUUCUCUACUUCUACACACAAUACUUAUUUGGUUUACACUUUGUCUGUAAAAUGUUAAAAGCAUUCACAUUAGAGUCAUUUUAAAUGUAUUCAAAAAUAUAUACAGACACACACAGUACCAGUCAAAAAUCUGGACACCUACUCAUUCUUUAUUUUUUACUAUUUUCUGUAGAAUAAUAGGGAAGACAUCAAAAUUAUGAAAUAACACAUGGAAUCAUGUAAUAACCAAAAAAAGUGUUUGAAGAAUCUAAAAUAUAUUUUAGAUUCUUCAAAGUAGCCACCCUUUGCCUUGAUGAAAGCUUUGCACACUCUUGGCAUUCUCUCAGCCAGCUUCACUUGGAAUGCUUUUCCAGCAUUCUUGAAGGAGUUCCCACAUAUGCUGAGCACUUGGCUGCUUUUCCUUCAUUCUGCGGUCCAACUCAUCCCAAACCAUCUCAAUUGGGUUGAGGUUGGGUGAUUGUGGAGGCCAGGUCAUCUAAUGCAGCACUCCAUCACCCUCCUUUUUAGGGGCGGCAGGUAGCCUAGUGGUUAGAGUGUUGGGCCCGUAACCGGAAGGUUGCUGGAUCGAAUCCCUGAGCUGACAUGGUAAAAAUCUGUCGUUCUGCCCCUGAGCGAGACGUGGAUGUCGAUUUAAGGCAGCCCCCUGCGCCUCUCUGAUUCAGAGGGGCUGGGUUAAAUGUGGAAGACACAUUUCAGUUGAAUACAUUCAGUUGGACAACUGACUAGGUAUCUCCCUUUCCUUCUUGAUCACAUAGCCCUUACACAGCCACGCGGUGUGUUGGGUCGUUGUCCUGUUGAAAAACAAAUGAUAGUCCCACUUAGCACAAACCAGAUGGGAUGGCGUAUCGCUGCAGAAUGCUGUGGUGUGCCUUGAAUUCUAAAUAAAUCACUGACAGUGUCACCAGCAAAGCACCAUCACACCUCCUCCCCCAUGCUUCAUGAUGGGAACCACACAUGCAGAGAUCCGUUCACCUGCGGUUGGAACCAAAAAGCUAAAAUUCGGACUCAUCAGAUCAAAGAACAGAUUUCCACCGAUCUAAUGUAAUUGCUUGUAUUUCUUGGUCCAAGCAAGUCUCAUCUUCUUAUUGAUGUCCUUUGGUAGUGGUUUCUUUGCAGCAAUUUGACCAUGAAGGCCUGAUUCACACAGUUUCCUCUGAACAGUUGAUGUUGAGAUGUGUCUGUUACUUGAACUCUUUCAAGAAUUAAAUAGGGCUGCACUCUGACUAAUGAAUUUACCCUCUGCAGCAGAGGUAACUGUGGGUCUUACUUUCCUGUGGCGGUCCUCAUGAGAGACAGUUUCAUCAUAGCACUUGAUGGUUUUUGCGACUGAACUUGAAGAAAUGUUCCGCAUUGACUGACCAUGUCUUAAAAUAAUGAUGGACUGUCGUUUCUCUUUGUUUAUUUGAGCUGUUCUUGCCAUAAUAUGGACUUGGGUCUUUUACCAAAUAGGGCUGUUUUCUGUAUACGACCCCUACCUUGUCACAACACAACUGAUUGGCUCAAACACGUUAAGAUGGAAAGAAAUUCCACAAAUUAACUUAACAAGGCACAGCUGUUCAUUGUAAUGCAUUCCAGGUGACUACCUCAUGAAGCUCGUUAAGAGAAUGCCAAGAGUGUGCAAAGCUGUCAGAGGCAAAGGGUGGCUACUUUGAAAAAUCCCAAAUAUAAAAUAUUUGGAGGUGUUUAACACUUUUUUUGCUUACUACAUGAUUCCAUGUGUUAUUUCAUAGUUUGUCUAAGCUAUUGUUCUACAAUGCAGAAAAUAGUUCAAAUAAAAACCCUUGAAUGAGUAGCUGUGUCCAAACUUUUGACUGGUAUGCAUAUAUAUAUAUAUAUAUAUUUGGUUUUAUUUAUUUCCUUUUGACUCAGAAACCUUGUGCAAAGAUGAUUUGUUUCUCUAAUUUUAUGUUGUGUUAUUACGUUACUGAUAUUCCCUAUCGUGAAUGCAUAUAAACCACCCUAUUUCCUCAUAGAAAGGCCAGUGAAGUAUUUGGUGUCCCUGAGUGAAAAUGUCAUUCCUUGAUUCUGUAUUUUCUGUAUCAGAAAAUCUUUACUUUGAAUUCUUUAGUUGCAACUUAAAUCUUUUUUCUUCUUGUGUAAUUCAUGCCAUGCCUGACUUGAUAUGACAUAGUGAACAUUAAAGCACCAAAUUCAUGAAAUAUCA